CUCUCUCUCUCUCUCUCUCUCAGAGACAAUACUCACUCACCGAACCCAAACAAAACAAAACAAACAAAACCAAACAUUUUCCCUCUCUCUGACUACUCCCGACACUGUUUUAGAACCCGACAAAAGCAAGCUCUGUCUCUCUCUCUCUCUCUGGUGGCUCUGCAUGUAAUUCCCCUCAAAAGCGUUCCUCUUUGUGAAACCCCUUCCACUUUAAAACACUUCCAUUUAUUUUCUCACAAAUGGAAAGCCAGAACAAGUGGGAAUAAUAUUUCACAGUUUCCACUGUCACCCACACACCACAACCACAGAGCGCAGCCCUCAGAACCUGAACCCUUUUCCUCUCUCUCUCUCUCUCUUCAACAAGCUAAGACCUCACACACCCCAACGCCUUCACUUCCCCACUUCAAAGUUCUCUUCUUUUUCUAUCUUCAUCGUUUCCCAUUCCCUCAAUAAUGGACAAGAUCGUUGCUCUCUACAACCUUGAAGCUCGUGGCAUAGUGUGAACCCAACUUCAAAAGCUAACUCCUUUGCUUUGCUCUCUCCCUCUCUCUCUUCCGUACGUCUUCCUCUUCCUGAGGAUGGCCUGCCGGAAACUCAUCGCCGGGAACUUGGAUCCGCAGCGAAAGAGAAGUGGUGGAUUGAGGACUAAACAGGCGGGAAGAGGAUCAUGCCGCGGUAGUUAGGACUUUUUUGCAACACUCACCGGAAAAUGCAUGCUCAUCGGAUUUGAAGGUUUCUACUCUUUUCUGUUUCUUAUCUUCUGUUGGUGCAUGCUGCUGUUGUUGUUGUUCUUCCUUUAAGGUCAGAGGAAGGAAAAAGAAAAGGACUUUUUUGUGUGGUUUUGAGAAUACCCCGUUGGAAGAAAGAUGGGGUUUUUGCUGAAAGAAGCUUUAAAGACUCUCUGCGGUCGGAAUCAGUGGUCUUAUGCUGUGUUCUGGAAGAUCGGAUGCAACAAUUCAAAACUAUUGAUCUGGGAAGAAUGUUAUUAUGAACCAUUGCCAUGUUCUUUCCCUCAACCAACUUUUGGGAAUGGAGAAGGCAGCUGGUUUUCUUCCGAGUCUCGCUCGUCUCAGAUGGGGAUCCAAGAGGAGGACAGAGUUUGUUCUUUGAUUAACAAAAUGACAGUGAAUAAUUCAGUCAAUAUCGCAGGUGAAGGAAUAAUUGGACGCGCUGCAUUUACUGGCAACCAUCAGUGGAUUCUUUUCAACAAUUUUAGUAGAGAUGCAUAUCCACCUGAGGUAUAUGCUGAGAUGCAUCACCAACUUUCAGCUGGAAUGCAGACUGUUGCAGUGAUUCCUGUGCUUCCCCAUGGGGUUGUUCAACUUGGAUCUUUCUUGCCACAAUGUCAACCGCUACAGAUAAUGGAGAAUAUUGGGUUUGUAAAUGAUGUAAAGAGCUUGAUCUUGCAACUUGGAUGCAUUCCCGGUGCCCUUCUAUCGGAAGAUUAUUCAGGAAGUCCUUCCAUUGGAAGAGCACUUGCUACUGGCGGCUUGCCUGUCUCUGUCGAACCACCUGGAAUUCCCUCACAUUGCAUUCCAUCAGUAUCUAAUGGCUCAAAUGAGCAAAGUAACCCAUCUCAUGUUUCAAGGCCAACUGUUCAAACACUCUGUCCUAUAAGGGGAGAAAUGAAUAACUUCCAAGGUUCAGUAUUGACUCCCAAAACUCAUAACCUGAGCCAGAUAUCAAAUGGUUAUUGCCAACCAAAUGCUACUACAUUGAUUAAAACAAACUUUGCUGGCCGAAGUGAGAAUAGGGUUGUGGAGGCUGAAAUGAUACCCUCAAGCAGAGGUUCAUGCCUACAGCAGCCUUCUGUUUCAUAUAAUGCAAGAUCUGCAUUCAAUGGCUUAUCCAGUUUCGGUCAAUCAGUUGCAAGCGAUUGCAAUCUAAAAUAUAUGGAGCAACAAAUGAUGUCAGUCCUUGGGAAUCAAGGUCACAGUAAUCCUAGUAUAAAUGCGUCAAGUACAUUAAACAUGUCUCUACUAAAGACAGAUGGAGGCCAUAUACUUGAUCACAAUCAAAGUUCUAGCAGUGCUUCAUUACUUGCUGGAAUACCAAUACAUGGUGGGGUGAGUAGUCUUUUGAGGACAAGUCUUGUUACUGAUUCUGGUUUAAGAACUCCAGAUGUGUCUGUUGGUGAUUUAUCCGGAGCACAAGGGGGUGGGGUUGGAGUUAAAAGUGAUGGUUCAAGUGAAGCAGGUGGUUCUUCUCUGGCUAAUUUGUUCAGUCACUCAGGUUCCUUUACUGUGCCUCCACAAGGUUCUGAUCAGAAGCUUCUCUCUGUAGAUGUGAAGCAUGUUCAUGAUGCUUUACCUUCAAAGCCUGUGACUACCGGAGAUCAAAGCCCUGAUUUUGUCCAAGAUUGUGUUAAUAAACAUGUUACUGGUCAAUCUAUGGUGAAGAAUGUUAAACAAGAACAAGUUUGUGCUCAACCGUCAUCAGGUGAUGAUCUGUUUGAUAUUCUAGGAGCAGAUUUCAAAAACCAACUUCUGAGUGGAAACUGGGAUAAGUUGUUUGCUGUUGGAUCUGAAUCUAAUACAGAAAAUAUGGAUAAAAAGCCAACAUGUAUGAAUAUGCAGGGUAUGAACUCUGAUUAUUACUCUGCAAGUGAAGCAAUAUCAGAGAGUGACAUAUUUUCUGGGACAGGCACAGACCACCUCCUGGAUGCUGUGGUUUCAAAGACCAAAUCUGUCAUGAAACAGAAUUCUGAUGACAUGUCUUGCAGGACAACUUUGACAAGUAGUACCUGUUCAGUUCCCUCUCGUGCCUACAAGCCGGCUAUGCCUGAUCAUAUCCAGGGUGGGAUGUUUGGUAUUCCUAAGAGUGAGGGUAAAACAGGUGCUGUUGAAAAUUCCAUGAGGUCUGGAUGUAUUAAGGACGACGAUGGAAAGUGUUCCCAAACUUCUUCUAUGUUUGGGUCCCAACUUAGUUCAUGGGUUGAAAAUAGUAGCAAGCUUAAGCUUGAAAAUAGUGUUUCGACUGGAUACUCCAAGCGGCCUGAUGAAGUUUGCAAAUCGAAUCGCAAAAGGCUUAAACCGGGAGAGAAUCCUAGGCCUCGACCUAAGGAUCGCCAAAUGAUUCAAGAUCGUGUAAAAGAGUUACGGGAAAUUGUGCCAAAUGGAGCAAAGUGUAGCAUAGAUGCACUGCUGGAACGUACCAUCAAGCAUAUGCUUUUUUUGCAGAGUGUGACAAAGCAUGCUGACAAGCUGAAACAAACUGGGGAUUCAAAGGUAAGGGACAAUGUUCACUAUUGUACCCUAAAGUUCACUAUUGUACCAAUCAAACCUUUUAUUCAAAUAAAAUUUUUUGGUUUUGCAUCAUUUAUGCUAUAAAGGACUAUCAAAAGAAUCGAUGUAUAGAUAUUGUAGGAUGUGUAAGGAAGGGGGUUAAUGUGCACUUUAUACUCUUGAUUUUUCUAAUUAGGGCCCUAAAUUGGAAGUGUUAUAUCUAAAUACAUAAAAGCUUUAUGUGUGGUUUGUAAAUUAUUGCUACAA
Arachis ipaensis is the source of this 3491-nucleotide messenger RNA. The record is from RefSeq and is a predicted model, not a curated record. Lineage: Eukaryota; Viridiplantae; Streptophyta; Magnoliopsida; Fabales; Fabaceae.